AUGCUAACUCUAGACAGAAAUCAACAGCCUUACAAAGUGAUCAAACAUUUCCAAGAACAUGUUCCUCAACAUGUACAAGGUCCUUGCCACAGCACCAGAUCCAUAUCCCUUGCUCAAAGCUGCUGUUAUGCAUCUCACACAUAUACUUCAUUUCUCCACACAUUCACAUGUGCGCAGGACCAAACAGUCAAAGACACAGAGGCUCACGCACUGGAGGCUGAAGUUACUCAAUUGUGUGGUGAGAACACUGGGUUUUGA
Molecule: messenger RNA, 258 nt
Organism: Suillus subaureus
Lineage: Eukaryota; Fungi; Basidiomycota; Agaricomycetes; Boletales; Suillaceae
Exons: 1
Coding region: 1-258 (85 amino acids)
Source: RefSeq, a predicted model, not a curated record